AUGGAACGUCCUGCACAUAAACGUCCUUUAUUAGAAGAGUCACCUUUACCUUUAUCUGACUCUAAUAAUAUAUCUGAUCACCAAGCUAAACGAAUUAGACUGACUUUACCACCAAUUUCUUCUUCCUUUCCGCCAACAAACGUCCCAACUUCUUACUCGUCAUACAAACUACCCUUUCCUUCAUCAAUACAUGAAAAUAACAACUUUACAAUCUUAGCUCCGUUAUCUACUACGAAUUCAACAAAUUUGCCCAUUAGCUCACCUAUGCAAAUUUUUGAUUUACCUUCGAUUGAUUCCUUGUGCUCAUUACCUCCCUUAAAUAAUUUCAUUCAACAGACUGCGCCUUCAGUUAAUCCGAUGUCAGUAUCGGCUAUUCUAUCAAAUGAUGAAGAUACAUUCGUUAGGAUUGAUACAAAUAGUAAUGAGAUUGUCUCGGGAAAUAAUAAUAUUGGAAGUCGACAUCAUACUCCGCUUGAUUAUCAUACCCCGCUGAAUACAAGUCCUGUUAUCAAAGCAUCGUCCUCUCCUUCAUUGCCCACACCUCUCAAGUUAGUUCAACCUAUUAUAGAAGGUAUGAGUGAAAUUGAAAAUAUGCAUAGGAUGCGACGGAUGGAGAGAGAAAAUAAUAUUGUUGAGAAAUUAUCUAAUGAAAAUGGAGAAUGUGACGGAAUCGAAGGCGAAAUUGAAGGAGAAAAUGAUGGCGGAUAUGAGAAUGAAGAGGAAGAAAGUUAUGAGAUGGAUGAGCCACAAGUAGUUGUUGAAAACGACGAGGCUUUGAAUAUGGAAGGUCGAGAGGAGCGUCAUUUAGGUCAUUUGAUCUAUAAUUCUAAAGAAAUUUUACCGCCUCUUGAGUUCCAUGAAAAUGGACUACUGGAAAUAUGGAUCGAGUCGAAAUACUUGACUUGGUUUAAUGAGAAAGUCAGAACGCACGCUUUAUGGGGUACAGAUGUAUAUACUGACGAUUCAGACGUUGUAGCAGUACUUAUUCAUACCGGCCAUUAUACGCCCCCACCGUCUUUGUCUGAAUGGACUCCUGAUUAUCCUGAUCAUGACUUAUGUGUUACGAUCCGUGUUUUGCCUAAAUUAGUCCAGUAUACUUCAACUAUACGUGAUGGAUAUAAAAGUCGCUCAUGGGGAAAUCAUCAUGGCGUUAGUUACAAGAUCGAAAGAGUUUGCAAAAUGAAGAGGCAAAGGAAGAAAGGAGCGUUUGCGAAAAUUCCACGAAAUGAAAAAAACGAGCAUUUGGCGAAGUUUUUGGUAGUUCAUAUGAUACGUCCGUUCUUGUCUUCAACAAUGAAGAAGAUCCUUGGUAAUGUCUCAUGUUAUAAAUAUAACCAACAUAUGAUGAUGGACGAAGAAGAACUUCGAAAACAGCUUGAAACAAACGUUUUGUAUCUUGAAAAUGAUGAAGAACGAACAAUUUUCAAAGACCAAGUGGCAACAAUCUUCCCUCUUGAGAAAUCAAAUUUGGAUGAAAUUUUCCGUGAUGAUUUGGAAUUACGAGAAAUGACAUGGAACGUUGUCGGAGUAAUUGUCGCUGAUAAGACGAACCCACAGCACAGCUUGCUUUGUAUAUCAAAGCGAGUAUAUUGGAGGCGCAAAACCGAAUGUAAUGAAGAACGAGUUGUAUAA
This is a messenger RNA of Funneliformis geosporum, 1632 nucleotides long. The record is from the annotation of a GenBank genome assembly. NCBI's taxonomy places the organism in Eukaryota, Fungi, Glomeromycota, Glomeromycetes, Glomerales, Glomeraceae.